This is a messenger RNA of Lodderomyces theae, 588 nucleotides long. Its product is annotated as DNA-directed RNA polymerase III subunit. The transcript has a single exon. The record is from RefSeq and is a predicted model, not a curated record. Gene Ontology annotation, molecular function: DNA binding; DNA-directed RNA polymerase activity. Gene Ontology annotation, biological process: transcription initiation at RNA polymerase III promoter; DNA-templated transcription. Gene Ontology annotation, cellular component: RNA polymerase III complex. NCBI's taxonomy places the organism in Eukaryota, Fungi, Ascomycota, Pichiomycetes, Serinales, Debaryomycetaceae. Bases 1 to 588 code for a protein of 195 amino acids.
AUGUUUAUACUAUCCGAAAUCAACGAUCUAAUACGGAUCCCUCCACACACAUUCAACAUUCCCAUCCAACACGCCAUUACCGACGAGCUCAACAAGAAAUACGCCAACAAAGUCGUACCUAAGCUUGGCGUCGUCGUCACCGUAUGGGACUUGCUCGACAUCAAAGACGGGCUACUAAAACCAGGAGACGGUGGGUCAUUUGUCGAAGUCCAGUUCCGAUGCAUCGUUUUUAAACCAUUUGUUGGUGAAGUGCUAACUGGAUGGGUGACAGAAUGUAAAGCCACUGGAAUCAAAGUACGAUUGGAGUUUUUUGAUGAUAUUUGGAUCCCGGCAGAUUACUUGUUUGAAGACUGUGAGUUCAGAGAGAGUGAGCUGGCUUGGGUAUGGAAUUCUGCCGAUACCGAAUUGUUUAUUGAUGUUGAUGAAAAAAUUCGAUUCAAGGUGGAAAAAGAGGUGUUUUACAAUGUGAAGCCAAAGAGUUCGAAUGAAGCUGCGGGGAUUGAGGAGCCCGUGAAUAAGUUGCCACCUUAUAGCAUAAUUGCAUCUUGUCAACUUUCAGGUCUUGGAUGCGUCUCAUGGUGGGACUAG